This is a messenger RNA of Branchiostoma floridae (Florida lancelet), 1073 nucleotides long. RefSeq names its product short-chain collagen C4-like. Lineage: Eukaryota; Metazoa; Chordata; Leptocardii; Amphioxiformes; Branchiostomatidae. Bases 12 to 584 code for a protein of 190 amino acids. The record is from RefSeq and is a predicted model, not a curated record. The transcript is spliced from 2 exons.
UCAAUUAGAUUAUGCGUAGUAUACAUUUUUUUAUUACAGGAGGUGCUGUCUACGUCCGUUGGGGCAGGACGACUUGUCCUUCUGGAGCAACAAAAGUCUACAAUGGUUAUGCAGGAGGCUCACAUUACAGUCAUCCAGGCGGUGGGACUAACUACCAGUGUCUGCCCACCGACCCACAGUGGGGAAGGUACCAAGAUGGAGUCCAAGGGUGGAAAGCUUUCAUGUACGGUGCAGAGUUUAGCCUGAACACAAACGUCCCGUUCGGCUCCACCUCCCUUCACAAUCACGACGUCCCUUGUGCGGUCUGCUACGUCCCAACCCGCGGCAGUAAGUUGAUGAUCCCCGCCCGUACCUCCUGUUAUAGCGGCUGGACCCGGGAGUAUUAUGGCUAUCUCAUGGCUGAACGACAUAGUCUGAAUGGGAAAGAGUUUGUUUGCGUUGAUGUAAGUCCCGAGGCCGUGACAGGCGGACAGGCCGACCAUAACGGCGCUCUGUUCUGCCCCGUGGAAGCCCGCUGUGGGGCCUUGCCGUGUCCCAGAUAUGUGGAGGGGAGGGAACUCACCUGUGUCGUCUGCACUAAGUGAACUUAAGGUCCAGAGUUGUAUGCAGAGAUAGCUUACCAAUAUUCUCUUACAUCUCUAAACGUUGAAAACUGGGAAUAGACAUUUUUACCUGUGCCGCCACAUAAUCCACUUUCUAUGAAAAUAUGUCCUGUGGUGAAAAUACACAAUUUACACAAGAAUAUUUUUAAGUAUUGUCUUUUGAUGCACCGUCUCUAUAUUCAUCUAACAUGUGCAAGUACAUUUGUACAUGGAAAGAUCUUGCGCAGUAGCAUCCAGAAAUCAAAGACUUUCAUAACAUCCUGAAGUUCAUUUCCAAAAAAAUUGUUCCAUUAUGUAAUCUUCCUGUCUCAAAAAUGCGGACCAUCCCCCCUGGACAGCUAUUUAAUUGAUCUUUUUUCGAAAAUGUAAUCCCCAACAGUUUUUAUAUGUAUAUACUCUGAAAUGAGAAAACUGUAGGUUGGAUUGAUUGGAUUGUGUAAUUCAUCGGAAGUUUUCGGCAUUCCAUGCGGC